AUGAACAGAAUAUUCGGUUAUAAUAAUAAGAAGAGCCAGGAACAACUGCAGAAUGAGACUAAUAAGUCGAUGCAACAAGCUCAGGAUAAUCUGAAUAAAAGACAGUCGCAACUGGACACUGAAAUCUUGCAAUUAAACUAUGAGCUUACAAACCUGAACACAAAGAUUAAGAAUUCUAAGAAUAGCAUGACACAGACCACCUUGAGAUCAAAGGCUGUCAAAAUAUUGAAUAAGAGAAAGAAUCUGGAAAAUAUAAAGGACUCCCUAGACUCACAGAGUUGGAAUCUUCAACAAGCUCAGCUCACAAAUGAUAAUUUGACAAACACAAUGGUCACCGUCAAUGCUUUAAGACAAACUAAAAAAAUAUUGCAAACAAAUUACAAUAAGAUUAAUAUAGAAGAAAUUGAAGCUUUGCAAGAUGACUUGAAUGACAUCAUGGAGCAAAAUAAUGAACUCCAAGAUAUAUUGUCACAACAGAACGGUAUAUCUAACGAUUUCAAUGCAGAUUAUAUCGACGACUUAGAGUUAGAAGCAGAAUUAGAAGCAUUGGAAGAUAUCGAUACACAAGAUUUACUGAAUGAUAACAUGAACCUUAAUGACAACGAAUUGUCUAUGCCAUCUUAUUUGAAUACACAAGUGAAUAUUCCAAACUUCAUAGACGAUGAAAGUACAGCUCUACAAGAUAAUUCAACAGGGAUAAAAAACUUAGAAAAUGCAUAA
This is a messenger RNA of Tetrapisispora phaffii CBS 4417, 720 nucleotides long. RefSeq names its product Vps60p (gene VPS60). Gene Ontology annotation, biological process: vesicle budding from membrane; late endosome to vacuole transport via multivesicular body sorting pathway. NCBI's taxonomy places the organism in Eukaryota, Fungi, Ascomycota, Saccharomycetes, Saccharomycetales, Saccharomycetaceae. The record is from RefSeq and is a predicted model, not a curated record. The coding region runs from base 1 to 720 and encodes 239 amino acids. The transcript has a single exon. Gene Ontology annotation, cellular component: multivesicular body.